AUGCUCAUGUCCACAGAAUGUGAGAAAGUCCUCGGCGAUGGCCUCUUGCGAUUACCAGCCCAGCACAACUACCGAUACAGCCCACAGGCAGAGAGGGAUCUCCUUGAACUACUCUUCCGAUCACUUGUAGGGCAUAAUGAGGAGCUGAUACAUCACCUGUUUCCCGAGGGUGUGCCCACCGGAGCGUGGAAACUUGCUGAAGCUCAAGGAGCUAGGGAAGGAGCUGAAUACACCGAAGCUGCGCGAGGAAAGCGAUGCGGCCACAUCUUCCGUGCUGGGGAAGCUACCUACCGAUGUAUAACCUGUGCCGCGGACGAGACCUGUGUGUUGUGUAGCCGAUGCUUCGAUGCAUCUGAUCACACGGGACACCAGUAUCAGAUCUCCCUCUCAUCUGGUAACUGCGGCUGCUGUGACUGCGGUGACGACGAGGCUUGGCGACUGCCACUUUUCUGCGCAAUCCAUACCGACAGUGGUAAUGCCAAGGGCAAAGAGCGCGCUCAGCGUCAGUUGCCCGCGGACUUAGUAGCUUCUAUUCGUCUCACGAUAUCACGUGUAUUAGAUUACUUCUGUGAUGUAAUUUCUUGUUCUCCCGAACAACUGCGUCUACCCAAGACUGUUGAAGGUAUCAAGCAAGAUGAAGAAUCAUCACGAUUGUGCCCUGACUGGUCAGAUGCGGGUGACCAGGCAGAGGAGGAGCCCGAAUUUGCACUUUUGUUGUGGAAUGAUGAGAAGCAUACUAUCCGAGAUGUCGCCCACCAAGUGAGCCGCGCUUGCCGUGAACGAGAUAGCUUUGGUGUUGCACGAGCUCAUGAGACCAACGAUAUGGGCCGAAGUGUUAUCAAGCAUUCGAAAGAUUUGCAUAGAUUGUUAGCUGUGUCGAAGGUCAUCGAGGAGAUCAAGGUCACAGUCACGAUUCGAUCUGCACGCGACACAUUCCGAGAGCAGAUGUGCGCAACACUUGUUGAAUGGCUAGCGGAUAUCGCGGGAGGCAGUAUUCUGGAGGAUAAUGAAAUUUUCCGCCAAAUAAUCUGUGAAGAACUACUCGUUCCCUGGCGGAAAGGCAGUGGAGCUUACAAUGCGGAAAUUGGCAUGAAGGGCAUUGAUGACCAUGAGAGAGCGGAUAAUCUUGGUGGCCGCACUUUCAUGCUCAGCCUUCCCACUCACGGCAAUCUGAUUCUACAAGCCGAUGAUGAGGAGGACGAAGAUGACGAGGACGAGGAUGCUGUUGAUGAGACUAUUGAGGCCGACGACGAUGAAGAUUAUGGAGAAGCUCACGACGAUGCCGACGACGAAGAUGAUGAUAUGGACAUGGAACUCACUCGUCUGCAAGCCGAAGCCGAUGGAGACGGCGACGAGGACAUGGAUAUGGAUAUGGGUGCUGCAGGAGAAGAGUUUGGGCCAGAUGAGCUCGCUAUAGCGCACCGUAUUUUAGCAGGCUUGACUGGCAUGCGACCACCACCCCCGGAGCCCGUCGCCGAGGAAACAGAAGAGGAGGAAGAGCAGUCACAACAGGAGCGGUCAGGCUCAACUCCUCGUGAUACUGAGAGCCAGACGCCCGACCCCAAUAGCUUCGUUUCCAUCCCACGAACCCCGUCGGGAGCGAUAAAACCAAAGCCGGGACGAACAGAAGGUCAUUGGCAAGUCCGGCCCCCCCUUCCGGCCCCUGGCGAAAAGGUUGCCGCAUAUGAAGAUCUGUGGCAACGAACUCGUCUGGAUUGGUUGAUUCUAUAUGACUUGAGACUUUGGAAGAAGACUCGCACCGACCUGCGGGACCUAUACAUCAGCACCGUUGUCAAUGUGCCUCAGUUCAAGCGCAUUAUGGGCCUGCGCUUGUCUGCACUAUACACGGCUCUAGCCCAGCUUUACCUGGUUGCGGAUCGUGAACCAGACCACUCCAUUGUCAACCUUACACUGCAACUUUUGACGACACCCUCCAUUACUGAGGAGAUUGUGCUUCGUGGGAAUUUCCUCACUAAAGUAAUGUCUAUCCUCUACACAUUUUUGACGACAAGACAGGUAGGAGAACCACAGGCUGUCAAUCCUAAUGCAACCUUGGCAUUCGAUGCUGGCUCUGUAACCAAUAGACGUCUGUAUCAUUUCUUCCUUGAUCUCCGCUAUCUCCUUCAAUCCGAAUACGUGCAGCAUCGUGUACGGACGGAAGAGCAAUACUUGCCUCAGUUCUUGGAUCUUGUGAAACUCUCGCAGGGUAUCUGCCCAAACGUUCGUGCGGUUGGUGAGCACGUGGAAUAUGAAACAGAUGCUUGGAUCAGUGCUUCCAUUCUCAUGCGCGAGAUCAACCGCCUCUGUCGACAGUUCUGCGAGGCGUUCAGAAACCCUGAAAUUGAUAACGGGCAGAAUCUUCUGCGUGCAAUCAAGACCACAACGGUGACUGCAAUCGUACACUCUGCAGGAGUGGAACGCAAGCGCUUUGAUCAAGCCGAGAUCAAAGAUGAGGUUCGAUUCAAGACACUGUCUCCAUUUGACUUUGAGGUCGGUUCCUCUGGCCAGAUUCCCUGCCAUCGCGUGGUGGAAUUUGUUGUCGAGAAGGGCUCAAUCAGUUUCCAUCAUGCUCUCCACUACACCCUUUCAUGGCUUAUUGAGUGUGGUCGCGAUGUGAGCAGCGGAGUCAUUCGCAACGUUCUCCUUGAGGCUGCCCAAGAAGCCAGGAAUGAGCUACAUGCUGCCAAAGCAGCCGACGACACUAAAAUUGACGAUGGUCUCCUGGCCCUUGGGCCCGAAGAUCUGCUUUUGGUCAUGUUCGACUAUCCUCUGAGAGUGUGCGCUUGGCUUGCUCAGAUGAAAGCUGGAAUGUGGGUCCGCAAUGGCCUCAGUCUCCGCCACCAGAUGUCACAAUAUCGUGGAGUUUCUUCCCGCGAUUUCGCCUAUUAUCGGGAUAUCUUCCUUCUGCAGACUGCCCUGGUGACAUGUGACCCGAGCAAGGUUCUUGCUUCUAUCGCGCAUAGAUUCGGGGUUACCGAUUGGAUGGCUCGCAAUUACUUGCCUCGUCCUGGCUUUGAGGAUACUCAGAUCGUCGAUGUUGCCGAAGAGUUCGUCCACCUGUUGGUCAUUCUGUUGACCGACCGCACCUCCUUGACGGCCAUUGAUGAUAGCACCCACAUGACCAAGGAGAACAUUAGCCGAGACAUUGCCCACGUUCUGUGCUUCAAGCCACUCUCCUUCUCCGAUCUUUCAACCCGCUUGAGUGACAAGCUGCUUGAAUCAGACGAGUUCCAAGAUGUGCUGGAAGAAGUCGCCAACUUUCGUCCUCCGGAGGGCAUGAGUGACUCUGGAACCUUUGAGCUGAAGCCAGAAUACCUUGAUCUGGUGGAUCCAUACAGUGCACACUAUACAAAGAACCAGAGAGAUGAGGCAGAGAGCAUCUACAGGGAUUGGAUAGCCAAGAAGACUGGCAAGAAGGCCUCUGACAUUGUAUAUGAGCCAAAGCUUCGAACCAUCAGCUCUGGCGUUUUCUCUGAUCUGCCAAGUUUCACUGGAACUAUGCUUUUUGCACAGCUCGUCCAUCAGUGCCUUGAGUAUGUCAUCUUCGCAAAGGAGUGCACUCCUUCAAUCCCGCCUACUCGUGUCGAGACUUUCCUUCAGGUGAUACUGCAUCUUAUUCUUGCUGCGGUGCUUGAGGACGAGACCCAAGACGACAGCAUGGAGACCGAACAGGAAAAAUCCUUCAACCUGCAUGCCCUUUCAAAAUCCAGGGAGAUUAAGGCUGGUAACUUGACGAUCGUCGGUCUUCUGGAGAAGAUCUCAGUGACCAACGAGUUUACGGCAUGUGGGCCUAAGAUCCGUCAUAUUCUCAAGCGUCUGUGGCAAAAACGUCCCCGCACCUUUACUUCUGCAACUGCUUCUCUUAAAUUCCCAUUUGACCGCAUCGAUACAAACUCACCUGCGAUUGACAUCGAUAAUGAGAAGGAACUUAAAAAGAAGCAGGCUGCGGAGAGACAGGCGCGAGUGAUGGCUCAAUUCCAGCAGCAGCAACAAAACUUCCUGAACAGUCAAGGUGAUAUUGACUGGGGCGAGGAAGACCUCAGCGAUUUGGGAUCUGAGACCGAGGCUGCACCUGAAACCAAGGUCUGGAAAUACCCCAGUGGGACCUGUAUCUUAUGUCAGGAAGAGACCAGUGAUUCAAGAUUGUAUGGUACCUUUGCAUUGUUACAGGAAAGUACUAUUCUGCGACAGACCGAUAUCAGGGACCCUGAUCGAAUUCGCGAAGCAAUCAAGACUCCCUGCAGCUUGGAUAGAUCUGCCGAGGACAUUCGUCCGUUUGGAGUUGCUGGAGAGAACCGAACCACAAUUCGGCGGUUGGAUUCAUCGGGUGGAGAAGUCAUCAGUGAAAAAGUAGGCUUGAGCAAGGGUUUCAACCCAAAGACUACCUUACGCGGACCAGUAACAACUGGCUGUGGGCACAUCAUGCACUACUCCUGCUUUGAGGUCUAUUAUGCAGCCACACACAGACGGCACAGCCAACAAAUCGCCCGCAACCACCCCGAGAACACCGGGCUCAAGGAAUUUGUGUGUCCGUUGUGCAAAGCCCUUGGUAAUGCAUUCCUGCCAAUCACCUGGAAGGGUAAGGAGGAAUCUUACCCCGGGGCCUUGGCGACGUCUUCCUCCUUUGACGAUUGGAUGAACAAGGGUCUCAAGAACUCAUUGAACCAGUCGCAGAAUUUCCCUGUCCUCAUGGUCGAGAAAGACAAGGGCUAUCCGCAAACCUACACUGAUUUGUUUGUUGAAUACCUUUCAAAAUCACUGGUUCCUCCACUGGCUUCCAAGGUCGCUCAACUCAUAGCACCCUCUUCAAUCCCAUCGAUUACCCAAUCGGUGCCCAGCCAGUUCGUUUCCAACAAUGUGCGCAUUGAUAUUCCUGGGCUCUUCCCUGGCUCAGAAGAAAUCUCCCCAUCAAGUCCUCUCCAGCAAGCUCCCGGUCCGCAUACUCCCAUGACUGAGCUACUCCAGAUUUAUAAGCGUCUGAAGAAAACCAUCAAGAUGAACCAUAUCAACUCGAUCUUCAACAAUAGCCCUGAUACAAUCAACAAUGAUGACUUGGUUCAUACCGACUCCCUGAUCCGAAGCUUCGGUUUCAGUAUCUCCGCGGUCGAGAUUGCCCAACGUGGUGUUGAGUCGGAACCUGGAUCUACUCUUUUGGAUAAAAUCCCACCACUGACGCUGACACAUCUUCGUGUUCUGGCUGAGACAGCGCUGACAUACGCCGCUGUUGGAAUUGUCUCCUCGCGCAACAACACGAAGAGUCGCCCGGCUCUGGAGUUCCAAGAGAUGCAUCGACAGAAGAUCUGUCAGCUUCUCGUCGGGCAUCCUUGCCUGAGCGGUACACCACUGCUGAAUGAUGUCCGGAAUAUUGAACCCCUGCUUGCUAUGGAUACAUUUGUAUUCCUCGCAGAAUGCUCCAUUUCCUUGCUGCCGGUUCUCAACAUUGAAAUGCCCCAUCUGAUCCAGAUGUGCUACGUUGCUGAGAUUGUCAAGGUUGCUGUCACAUUCAUUCUUUGGCCAUUGGGAUUGAAAGAAGAGAUUGCCAGCCAGGGAGAGACCACUUUCACUGAUGACGAGCUUUCAACUGCGCGCUACGAUGUGACUAAACACUUCUUUGACUCGAUCGUCUCCGAGCUUAGAGCAAACUCCGUUGGGCGCGCCGAGGGCUCCUCGUGGCCCGCAGCAAGUGGAUAUGUCAAGGAUGGAGAAGAGUCAGCAACCCCAGCUGUCAUCAUUGCUCUGCGCCGCCUCGUUUCGAGCUAUGCUCUUACCUUCCUGCGCAAGGCUGUUAUUCUUCUAAAUGUCCAGUACGGUGUUGAUUUCCCCAACACUGGUUUCGCUGAUGUUGGCUCAUCAGAGCUUGACAGACUUACCAAGGUCCUGCAUCUGCCUUCCCUUGACGAGAUCUUGAUGACCAUCAAUCCUGCACGCACAAGUACCAGUUCCUUCGAUGCUAUAAUCUCCGGAUGGAUAUUCCACUGGAAUGCAUCGCGCUCGGGUAUCCGCUUCGAUGAUCACCGCUUGUGGCCCAGCCUUCCACACCCGGCUAUUUUCGAACUGGUCGGCCUGCCUAAAUACUUCGACAGCUUGAUCGAAGAAGCAAACCGGCGCCGUUGCCCCAGUUCCAAGAAGGAACUCAGCGACCCCAGCAUUUGCCUUUUCUGCGGUGACAUCUUCUGCUCCCAGGCAGUGUGCUGCAUGCACAACAAGCUGGGUGGCUGUAACCAACAUGUUAAGAAAUGUGGCAAAAACAUUGGUCUAUUCAUAAACAUCCGCAAGUGCACAGUCCUCUACCUCCAUAACCAAAAUGGAUCCUGGCACUACGCCCCCUAUCUGGACCGCCACGGAGAAGUAGACCCCGGUCUCCGACGCAACCGCCAACUUAUUCUUAACCAAAAACGUUACGACAGGCUGCUGCGUGAUGUCUGGUUAUCUCACUCCAUCCCCGCCACCAUCAGCCGCAAACUAGAGUCUGAAAUCAACAAUGGUGGAUGGGAAACGAUUUAA
Molecule: messenger RNA, 6504 nt
Organism: Penicillium verhagenii
Lineage: Eukaryota; Fungi; Ascomycota; Eurotiomycetes; Eurotiales; Aspergillaceae
Product: putative ubiquitin-protein ligase E3 component (UBR1)
Exons: 2
Coding region: 1-6504 (2167 amino acids)
Biological process (GO): ubiquitin-dependent protein catabolic process via the N-end rule pathway; protein ubiquitination
Cellular component (GO): ubiquitin ligase complex; cytoplasm
Molecular function (GO): zinc ion binding; ubiquitin protein ligase activity
Source: RefSeq, a predicted model, not a curated record